AUGGUUCUUGAGGCUACAAUGAUUGCAAUUGACAAUUCCGAAUACAUGCGGAAUGGGGACUUUCUAACGUCCAGAUACGAGGCUCAGCUAACCACUACCGAGUUCAUUUUCCACAACAAGAUCAAUUCCAAUCCGGAAAACACGGUGGGGCUCUUGGCGUAUGGGGGAGCAGGCCCGCAAGUCUUGAGUACUUUGACGACGGAUUUCGGCAAGAUCUUGUCAGGGGUGCACGAGACGAAAAUCGAAGGCCAGAACAACUUCAGCAAUGGGAUCCAAGUUGCUGCGUUGGCGUUGAAGCAUCGCCAGAAUAAGGUUCAGCAGCAACGAAUCAUAAUAUUUGUUGGUUCUCCCGUGACUGAGCUGGAAAAGGAUUUGGAAAAAUUGGCCAAGAAGAUGAAGAAAAACAAUGUUGCUGUGGACAUUAUCAAUUUCGGAGAAGAGCUCUUGAACACGAGCAAAUUGGAGAAGUUCCACUCGGUCAUCAACAACCACGACAACUCCCAUCUCGUCACCGUGUCCCCUGGUCCUCGCUUGCUAUAUGAAAUAAUCGCCUCGUCGCCGAUCUUGGUCGAGGAUGGCGCUGCUUUCGGAGGCGCCGGUGGAGACAUGGACUUUUUCGGCGGGCCCGGCAUUGCUGGCGCUGGCGACAUUAUUGAUCCAAACAUGGACCCAGACUUGGCAUUAGCUCUUAGGUUGUCCUUGGAAGAAGAAAAGGCUAGACAAGAACGAGAAGCGGCCGAGAAGGCUCAAUCUCUGGGCUUGGAAAAAGUCGACGAGGGUGGUGAAAAUGACCUGAGCGAACCCAAGCCAGAGGGCAAGCCCGAAGAAGGAGACAAAGACAAGGAUAAGGACGUGAAAAUGGAGGAUGCCAAGUGA
Messenger RNA from Lodderomyces beijingensis, 876 nucleotides. Lineage: Eukaryota; Fungi; Ascomycota; Pichiomycetes; Serinales; Debaryomycetaceae. The record is from the annotation of a GenBank genome assembly.